Molecule: messenger RNA, 710 nt
Organism: Mollisia scopiformis
Lineage: Eukaryota; Fungi; Ascomycota; Leotiomycetes; Helotiales; Mollisiaceae
Product: phosphatases II
Exons: 1
Biological process (GO): regulation of MAP kinase activity; protein dephosphorylation
Cellular component (GO): cytoplasm
Molecular function (GO): JUN kinase phosphatase activity
Source: RefSeq, a predicted model, not a curated record
CAUGAUCCAAGUCAUCCCCAACCUCCACAUCUCCAACUACCCAACCACCAUCCCGAAAACGAUAACCCACAUCCUCACCAUGUGCACGAAACCUCUCUCCCGCCGACUCUCUAAAGGCGUCACAACUCUCCACCUCCCUCUCCACAACCAAGACGACAUAACCCCGCACAUCCCACAAAUCCUCACCUUCAUAGCCACCGCUCUCGCGGUUCCCAAUAACCACGUCCUGGUUCAUUGUCGCGAAGGAGUGAAUCGUUCGUCGGCUGCCGUCAUCGCGUAUCUUUGUUCGAAGAAUGGAUCGAAUGCCGCCGACGCGUUUAUGGAGCUGUACAUGAGGAAGACUGAUAUUUGUACGAGAAGACGGUUUCUGGAGCAGAUAGAUGGGUGGUUUGGUGGGGGAGGGGAGUAUAAAGAGGAUGAUGUUAGUAGGGAGGUUUGUGAUAGGGUCGAGAAGCUGAGGCUGGGGUGGAUGCUUCAGGGGUAUUUCAUUAGGCCGACGGAUUGGGUUUGGAUGCAGAAAGGAGGGCCUUGGGAGGGGAAAGACGAUGGUGUCACAGCGGAAGACGUUACGGAGAUUGAAGAGAUCCUUUUGAGUAUAGAACCAUCGGAGGAUAGAGAGAGCGCUGUGGUCGUUGAAGAUGUUGAGGCGAUUGAUAAAGUUCUUUCAAAGGAAAGCCAAGAAGUUCUUCUUUUUUGAUGGCUAUUUGUGG